GUAACCGAACAAAGACGGACGUAAAGCGCCACGCUGUGACACGAAGAAGGARCUUCUUUCUCGGUAAAAAUGGCUCAAGGCUCAAAGAAAUUUAAGGCUCAGCGUCCUGGAGGGUCAAAGAAACACCAACAAAACAAACAAAAAGGACCGAAGAAAGGAGGGAGGAUUAUUGCACCCAAGAAGGCUCAAGUGGUUCAGCAACAGAAGCUAAAGAAGGGUCUGGAGGUUGCCAUCAGGAACAAGAUUGAGCAGGAAGUGACCCAGAAGGCCAGCUCUUCCCUCCACAAGCCCCUGGCUGUGGUUAAAGGAGCUGAGGGGAAAGGAAAGCCCGCCGCUGCCCGCCCUGGAUCCAGCUCCAAAUAACCGCCGCCACCGCCCGGGUCUCAUCAGGUUAUGGACUUUAGUGGAACCUCUGCUGGGGCUGCAGAGAAUUCUUUCAAACACAGUGUUUGCUGUUUUAUGUUCAGCGUGGUUCCAUCUCCCUUCAGUCACUUUAUAGUGUUUGUACAAUAAAAAAAACAAAAGGUGAGAUAAAUGUUUUGUGCUUCUGUUUUCCAUAUUUGUUUUCAGCCUGGAUAUUUAGAUGUUUACAGAAACGAACCUGCACAAGUACAUGAUCUGUACCUUAAACUAAAAUCUGGUAAAGUAUAUAAUAAAGAAGAAUAACCUCUGAUGGUAAACCAGCGAUACGGCUGAAAAAAUGUAUCGCGAUAUAUGUGAUACAUUUAUCAUAUAAUCCUGAUUCAUAUCGGUUCAUGUUGAUAAUUAUUGAUUAGCAGUAUUUCAAAGGUUUAAAACCUUUCCAUUUUUAUACAGUUUUCACUGUCUUUUUCAAUUAUUUUUAAGCAGUUAUGAGACACAGUGGCAAAACAUGAAACUGCUGCUGCGCAAGUUGCUAGGCAACCAAAGAGUGCAAGAGUUAGUUGAUGCCACCAUUCUUGCUUAGCUUAGCCAGGAGAGGUUGAGCAGCUAAAGCCUUUCCUCAGCCUACAUCCCCCAUCCGGUUCUGGCUCAGAGUUCUGUGAAAUGACUGAAAAAUCUGACAUGACUGAAAUUAAUCGCCUGUCUAUAUUAUUGCCCAGUCCUAACCUGUGUUAAAACUUUAUAUAUCUGAAAUGUUAUAUUUGCAAUUCUAUCAAAUUAAAGCUUAUUUUGACAAGUGAA
Molecule: messenger RNA, 1164 nt
Organism: Poecilia reticulata (guppy)
Lineage: Eukaryota; Metazoa; Chordata; Actinopteri; Cyprinodontiformes; Poeciliidae
Gene: c1h19orf53
Product: chromosome 1 C19orf53 homolog
Source: RefSeq, a predicted model, not a curated record